CACGCAUUUUCCGUGUGUUGGUGCAAAUGCACGACGUGACCAGCGCCUAAACCCCACAAUUUUUCUCCCUUCUAAAAUCUCCGGCGAGCUCUGCCCUGCCUUCCGCUGCUUCUUCCUCCGCAAGCCACCGCGCAACCGCCUGCCAUGAUGGGGAGCAGGGUGGCCGCGUCGCUGCUCCGCCGGGGCAGGGACCAGGGCUCCGCCCUGAUGACGAUCCCUCGCCUCCCGAGGAGUGGUCCAGCUCCGCCCCCCGCUCCUCCUAGGGUUGGAUCCGGCUCCUUCGGCGGCGGCUGCCGCCACCUACCCCCGCCGCCGCCCCCGCAAUCGACUGGUGGCUUAUUCGCCGCCUCCCGUGCUGCCUCGUACCACGCCUUCCGCUCUUUCGGCUCCAAGAGUUUUAUGGGCCAAUGCACACGGAAAAUGUCUACUACUGCAGCUGCUCUGAAUUCAAAUAUGGCAAACGCAACAGCAAAUUCAGCACUGAAGCUGCUAGUUACCAAAGGGCCUCAAGCACAGAAGGCAGUUGGUAUAUGGCUCUUUGGAUGUGCUGCCUGGGUAUUCAGCAUGGUCAUACUUGGUGGAGUCACUCGGCUCACACGUUCGGGGCUGUCAAUGACUGACUGGAAGUUUGCCGGGGGCUUGCCUCCAAUGUCGGAAGAAGAGUGGCUACUGGAAUUUCAGAAAUACAAGCAGUCACCUGAGUACAUGAGGGUGAACAAAGGAAUGAACCUUGAAGAUUUCAAAUUUAUAUACUGGAUGGAGUAUGCACACAGAAUGUGGGGAAGAGCUCUGGGCUUUGUAUUUGCUGUUCCUUUUGCAUACUUUGUUGCAAAAGGCUAUGUUACCCGCCAACUUGGUGUCAGGCUCUCUGCUCUUUUUGCACUUGGUGGUGCGCAAGGACUAAUUGGCUGGUGGAUGGUGAAAAGUGGUCUUGAGGAACCAGCAUCUGAGUAUGUUGAACCAAGAGUUAGCCCCUACAGGCUGGCAGCUCAUCUGACCUCUGCAUUUGUUAUAUAUUGUGGUAUAUUGUGGACUGCUCUGUCAGUAGUAAUGCCAGACCCUCCGGCUGAAUCAAUGAAAUGGGUAAAAGGGGCAGCAAAAUUUAGAAAGCUAGCACUUCCUGCCAGUGCUGUUGUAGGCAUUACUGCCAUUUCUGGAGCAUUCGUUGCAGGCAAUGAUGCAGGGCGUGCAUACAAUACAUUUCCGAAGAUGGGUGACAGUUGGAUUCCAGAAGAUGUGUUCAGUAUGGAGCCUUUUAUACGCAAUUUCUUUGAAAAUACAUCUACUGUACAGCUUAAUCACCGAAUUCUUGCUACAAGCACCUUAUUGUCUGUGAGUGCCUUAUGGCUAGCUGCAAGGAAAGUAGAUAUGCAUCCAGCGGUCAAGUCUCUGGUUGGAAGCACACUUGGGAUGGCUGCUCUUCAGGUUACAUUGGGAAUAUCUACACUUUUGAUGUAUGUUCCUACCUCAUUAGGUUCAGCUCACCAAGCUGGGGCAUUGACACUACUGUCACUGAUGAUACUUCUCACCCACACAUUAAGAAGACCAUCACCAGCUCUCUUGAAGUCACUUGCAUCUGCUGUGAAGUCAACCUGAUACCACGCCAUGGAUCAGUGAAAAUGGCUAUUUGAUAUUAUUAUUUUUGCCCUCCUAACGUGCUAAAGUACUCCCUCCGUAAACUAAUAUAAGAGCAUUUAGAACACUAUUUUAGUAAUCUAAACACUCUUAUAUUAGUUUACAGAGGGAGUAUUUGUUAAAAAAAGAAAUCAGUUCUUGGGUAAAGGCUGCUUCAUAGUUUUCUAGCGCCAAAUAUCACAAGCCCUUGUGAAAGUUCCUUUGACUUAUUAUCACAAUUUUGCAUGCAGUAUCUCAUUCUGGGGGUGCUGUCCAAAAGUGUGCUCUGAUAGAUCUUGUGUGUCGAACUUACUCUAUGUACCGAAGUUCAUCUACUAUAGUACUCCCUCUGAAGUGAUCUAAACACUCUUAUAUUUCUUUACGGAGGGAGUAAUGUAUAAGUAACUUCCAAGAA
Hordeum vulgare subsp. vulgare (domesticated barley) is the source of this 2029-nucleotide messenger RNA. Its product is annotated as cytochrome c oxidase assembly protein COX15. Gene Ontology annotation, molecular function: oxidoreductase activity, acting on NAD(P)H, heme protein as acceptor. The transcript has 7 exons. Bases 145 to 1596 code for a protein of 483 amino acids. The record is from RefSeq and is a predicted model, not a curated record. Lineage: Eukaryota; Viridiplantae; Streptophyta; Magnoliopsida; Poales; Poaceae. Gene Ontology annotation, cellular component: mitochondrial inner membrane. Gene Ontology annotation, biological process: heme A biosynthetic process.